CCGGGUGUUUCAACCAGUCCUUUGAAGAUUUCAGCAGACAGCCGAAUCACGAGCGUCCCCUUCAUCGCAGCAAUCACCAGUCGUCCUCGCGAGAUAGGCAGAAGAGAGCGGCGAAAAGGCAGAGACCGGCGGCCAUGGACAGCGGCAGCCCGGUGAUGACGGAGAGCGAGCGGCGCGCGUACCGGUACGCGCAGGCGCCGAGGGUGCAGGGCCUCGGCGUGAGGAAGUCGUGGUCCAACGACUCCCUCUUCAGCCUCGUCGGCUCCGCCAGAGGGGUCACCGUCCACUCCUGCGUCUGCGCGCCCACCACGCACCCCGGAUCAUUCCGCUGCAAGCACCACCGACAGAACCAGAACGCCUACCAAAUCGGCGGCGCCGGCCAGGCCACGGCCGACGCCGACGUGAAGCGCGGCGACGAGGCCCACCAAGAAGCUUCGUCGUCCGCGGAGCAGGAGAAGGCGUCCUGAAGACGACCGCGUGUUCUUCUUCGCGGGCCGGCAGGAAGGCGUCGUUCUGUGUGUGGUUGUACCUCUACGUACGUGCGUGCGUUUGCCUGAUGUGACUUACCGUGGAGGGACCCCCGUUUACCGCUGAAUAUGUGGACAGCUUUUUUCCUCUGUAAAUUUUCAAGAGUUGGUUUUCUUUGAAGUGUAUUUGAUUUUUAGUUAUGUUCUUGAGAGAAGAGGGUGAAUUUCA
Lolium rigidum is the source of this 696-nucleotide messenger RNA. RefSeq lists its product as uncharacterized. The transcript is spliced from 2 exons. The record is from RefSeq and is a predicted model, not a curated record. Lineage: Eukaryota; Viridiplantae; Streptophyta; Magnoliopsida; Poales; Poaceae. The coding region runs from base 135 to 467 and encodes 110 amino acids.